Xenopus tropicalis (tropical clawed frog) is the source of this 1242-nucleotide messenger RNA. It is a transcript of the gene mrpl44, whose product is annotated as mitochondrial ribosomal protein L44. Gene Ontology annotation, molecular function: double-stranded RNA binding; ribonuclease III activity. NCBI's taxonomy places the organism in Eukaryota, Metazoa, Chordata, Amphibia, Anura, Pipidae. The record is from RefSeq and is marked provisional. Gene Ontology annotation, biological process: RNA processing. Gene Ontology annotation, cellular component: mitochondrial matrix; mitochondrion.
GGCCUUGGCUAUACCAUGGCGUCCCUGUUGCUGGGACUCCGGUCUCUAGCAGUGUCCGGGCCACGUUGGAUUCCAGUCCGGGGGAAGAAGCGCUGGUUGCAGCCGUACCUCAGGGCUUUAGAGAGGCAGCGGGAAGUGGCCGGGCCCCCGGAGCCCAUUCCAAGGUCGCAACAGCCAAAUUUUGACUACCAUGCAGAGGUUCUGGCUUUCUCCCAGCGUUUAAAUGAGAGUUUCUCAAUACAACUACUAAAGACUGCAUUUGUGAAUAAGACCUACGUUGAACAGGAGGAGCAGCGACGUCAGGAGCUUGGCCUUGACAAGGAGAUGGCCAUGUUGAACCUGCAGGAUAAUGAGGAGCUUGCUGGUGUAGGCUCUGAUUUCACUGCCACAUAUCUGCAGAAAACCCUCGAGCACGGCUUCCCUAACCUGCCUCCUGAUGGCAUCAAAUCUCUGGUUGAUCACCUUAGUAGCCAGGAGGUUAUAAACCAUGUUGCUCAGAAUUUAGCAGUGGAGGACUUGGCACUUGGCUCAGAGUGUCCUCUGGACCCACUAACUGUUUACAGAACCUUCUUUGCUAUCAUUGGAGCUUUGCUGCAGAGCAGUGGCACCCAGAGAGCUGGUUUGUUUAUCAGGGAUUUUCUACUCGCACAGCUGAUCGGAAAGGACCUCUUUGAUAUAUGGUUAAUUGCAGACCCCAUGUCUUUGCUGGUGCAAGAGCUCUCCCAUAGAAACCUCCCUCUUCCUGAACCCAGGCUGACUAGAGAAUGUGGAGCUGCUACUGUUCUACCAGUCUACUUUGUUGGAUUAUACUGUGAUAAAAAACUGAUUGCCGAGGGUCCCGGGGAAUCUAUCUCUGCGGCAGAAGAGGAGGCUGCCCGCGUGGCUCUGAGAAAGAUGUUUGGAUUCACAGAGAACAGGAGGCCAUGGGAUUAUUCUUCCACCUCUCCAGAGAUUACAGAAAAAGAGGCCAUACACAGGAGCUAGAGCCUGCCUAUGACUCCCUUUCCUGACCACAUAUGGGAAAGAAAACUGACUUAUUGGUGUUUUUGGCUUCAGUUCCAGACCGGAAGCAGUGGCCAGUAAAUCUGGCUGUACAUUUCAUCUUGGCAAAAUUUUAAAAUGCCAUUUCCUUGUCUCCUCAGCAAAGAAGGAAUGUUGUAACCAGUGUCAUUCUCUCAUUUGUUUUUGUACUAAUUGUACCACUGAUAGGAAACAAAUAAAUAGCCAUAUCCUUAUAUCAAA